Messenger RNA from Symbiodinium sp. CCMP2456, 286 nucleotides. Lineage: Eukaryota; Dinophyceae; Suessiales; Symbiodiniaceae. The record is from the annotation of a GenBank genome assembly.
AUGGCCAUGCGAGUCAACUCUGCUCAGGUUCAUCAUUUGUUCGUUAUGAAGCGGACGUACUGCAAGUACGAUCGCCUGUUACUGAAAUGGGCCAGCCCCUCUAUGCAGCAGGACGAGGUACUGGGCUAUGUCGUGCGCUACUACGAUACAGAGCCACGCUGGCCCGUGAAGAACGAGAAGGAGGUGAAGCUGGCCUCCAGACUUCUGAAGCCCAGCGAGCAGACGGCACAGUUCCUGGAAGGAAGCGCUGCCAUGUCUGUCGCCAAGACCGACGGCGAGAUGGGAG